CUUUAUCACGUGACCAGUGCAAAAUACUUGGCAACGCGAGGACACCGUCCGUUUCCUGCUCUUUGGACUCUGUCGCCAUUUUGAUUCAGUAGUACAGUGGUUGACCUACUUCUGAGAGCUGACCAGUGUCACAAACAACCGACUCGAAGCAGCACCAGCUAUCAAAACAUACUGUUCCAGCAAAUAUCAAAAUGAGUGGCAAUCGCAUAUUUAUCGGCCGUUUGAGCUCACACGCCAGAGAGAGAGACGUGGAGAAGUUUUUCAAAGGAUAUGGACGGAUUCGAGAGAUCAACUUGAAGAAUGGAUUUGGAUUUGUGGAGUUUGAUGACCACAGGGAUGCAGAUGACGCUGUGUAUGAGUUGAAUGGGAAAGAACUGUGCAGCGAAAGGGUCACAAUUGAGCAUGCUCGCUCCAGGAGAGGAAGAGGAGGUGGUGGUCCAGGAGCAGGACGCUUUAGUAGCAGUGGUGGCAGCAGCUAUCGCCGCAACAGUGGAUACAGGUACGGCCCUCCCAUGCGGACCGACCACAGACUUAUUGUGGAGAAUCUCUCUUCACGCAUUAGCUGGCAGGACCUGAAAGACCUGAUGAGAAAAGCAGGUGAAGUUACAUUUGUGGACGCACACAGACCCACUAAAAAUGAAGGGGUGGUUGAGUUUGCAUCCCGCUCUGACAUGAAGAAUGCCAUCUCCAAGCUAGAUGGAACAGAGCUGAAUGGACGUAAGCUGAAGAUCUUUGAGGACAGCAAGAGGAGCCGCUCCCGCAGCUAUUCCCGCUCCAGGAGCCGUUCCCGGAGCCGGAGCCGCUCCAGGAGCCGCUCCAGAUCUCACAGCCAAACGCCAGCGAAGAAGUCAUCAGGAAGAAGCACACCUGCAGCCAGAUCUCCGUCUAGGUCCAAGUCCCGUUCCAAGUCUCGCUCAAAGUCCCACUCCAAGUCUCGCUCCAAGUCUCGCUCCAAGUCUCAUUCCAAAUCCCGCUCCAAGUCCCGCUCCAAGUCCCGCUCCAAAUCCGGCUCACGUUCACCCGCUCCUCCUCAAAACAAAGAAUCUGGAUCCAGAUCCCGCUCACGUUCCCGCUCUGCCUCAGCAGAUGGUAAAGAUUAGGACAGGUGCACCUGUUGCUCUGAAGAUGGAUUCAUACUGGUUGUUUAUGAGCCUGACUGGUGUCACUGGAGCUGUUUUUAAUUAAGGGGUGAAAUGCUGCCUUCUACAUGAAGCCUAUGGAUGAAGGUUUGGAACAGGUUUGGGUUUUUUUCGUAGCUUUAAGUUUACUUCCACGUAAGUAAAGUUUGGAGAAGUGUAAUCAUUUGUUUAUGGCUCCGUCGUAUCAGUGGGAUGACUCGUGGCAGCACUAGAGUCUAUUCUUGCUUCCUACUGGUUUUUUAUUUCAUCCACUUUGUAUUUUCCCUGAUUUUGGUAGGAAUACCAGGAUUCCUCUUAAGUUAAACAAAUUCAUUUUACAUAUGAUCGAGGUCUUAGCUUUGCUUUGAAAUACUCUGAGACCCUUUUGGUUUUUUUUAUCCAGUGCCCUGAUAUUUGUACUGUUGAUUUAUUUUCUUUUUGUCUGUUUUAAAAUCUAUGAUUUAAUUUUCACAAAAUGUUUUGGUUCUAAUUUUGACUGAUGUCUUUCUAUACUUGCUCUCCUCCCUUCAGCGAGCUGAGCCUGACAGCAGCCGGUCAGUAAAUGUUUAUUAAUUUGUUACUAAUAGGACAGAUUGUAUGUACGGAUUUCUUAUCUUUAGUGAUGAGAACGUGUAACGUAACAUUCUUACACACAAAAAUAAAGUCUGUCUGAACUCAA
Nothobranchius furzeri (turquoise killifish) is the source of this 1797-nucleotide messenger RNA. RefSeq names its product serine and arginine rich splicing factor 5a (gene srsf5a). Gene Ontology annotation, molecular function: mRNA binding. Gene Ontology annotation, cellular component: cytoplasm; nucleus. Lineage: Eukaryota; Metazoa; Chordata; Actinopteri; Cyprinodontiformes; Nothobranchiidae. The record is from RefSeq and is a predicted model, not a curated record.